ACUCCUGAGUGCGACGGCGCCUCCGUCGCGUGGCGAGACGGGCGAGCGGUGCCGCUUUCGGCGGGGCCUCAGUGAUCCCGACGCCGCGGCAUGGCCCAGUUCCAGCGAGUCGCGCACGCGUGCCUGCUUCUGGCCGUACUAUCGCUAACGGUCGCCUCGCCCGUUGAAUACACGGUGGCCGUCAUCAUGGUCUCCGAGUCCGAGGAGAACCGCUUCGACAUCCAGCGCAUCGGACCGGCCAUCGACAUCGCCGCCGAAGAGAAGUGCCGGACAGAUUACGCGACCCAUCUCAAGAUCAUAGAGGCCUACUAUCCCAAACGGUGCUCGGAGCGCUACGCCAUCGGUCGAGCCACCGAUCUUCUGGCGGCUGUAACGAGGGUGGCUGCCUUUGUGGGUCCCUCGUGCAGCAGCGACCUGAACAUUGUGGAGCGCUACGCCAACUACAGGCAGAUUCCUGUGGUGACCGGCCUCGGAGACAGCUUCGAGCGCAAGCCGAACCAGUCGUCAACGCUCAUCAGGACGUCGUACGUGUUGAGGGACAAGGCGCGGGCCAUCCUCGCCUUCCUGGGUCACUUCCAGUGGACCCACUUUGGGAUCGUGUACCGCGACCGGAAUAUCUAUUACGAGACCCUGUACAACGAGCUCGCGGACCUGGCCGAGGGCGUGAACAUGACCGUCACCUGCAAACGGCAUUUCCUCAGAGACGACAAGACCAAGAUGGUGCUGUCGGACCUGCGGACCAUCAUGGCGGAUAUUAAGAGAUGUGCUCGAAUUGUGGUUCUCCUGUCCGGCGAGAAAGAAGUGCGCACCAUGCUCGAGCAUGCACAAGAUCUCGGCAUGACCUCUUCAGGGGAGUACGCAUUCCUCUAUUCCGAGCUUUUUCAAAGCGAAGCAGCGGGAAACAUAUCCUGGUCAACCGGCGUCGAUGAUGCAAGACGGCGAGAGCGGCUCCGCAAGGCCUUCGAAUCCCUUUUAAUAAUCAGCCUCAACCAGCCGGUAUCUGAAGAGUACCUACGCUUCUCCAACGAGGUGAAACGUCGUUCGCGAAAGAAAUACUCGUUCACAGGUGACAUGGAGCAAGUGGUGAACUACUUCACAGCAAGCUUUCACGACGCUGUGGUCAUGCUCUGCAAAGCGAUCAAUGAAACUGUGACCGUGGGGUUGGACCCCUACGCUGGUGUCAACCUGGUAAACAGGAUGCGGAACGCCAAUAUAUCAGGUGUAUCAGGGAGGGUGGUCAUCGACAACAACGGCGACAGAAUUGCAGACUACGCUCUUCUCGACCAGGUAGAUCCGCAGACGGGACAUUUUGACGUAGUCUUAAAAUAUUUUGGGGCAAAUCAAAGCUAUCAGUUGGUCAACGAUAUCCACUGGCCAGGAAAGGGACCACCAGUGGACGUUCCCUUCUGCGGUUUUGACGGCAAAGACCCGAAAUGUUUGAAGACUGAUGACUUUCCCUUCAUAGAAACCAUCGUCAUAUCGGUCUUGGUCUUCAUUGUCGUCAUCUUGAUCUGCGCAUUUCUCGUUUACAGAAAGAUGCAAUUAGAGAGCGCCAUAGCAAAUAUGUCCUGGCGCAUCAAGUGGGAAGAAAUCACCUUCACACGGAACCAACGAAGCAGUUGGAUGAUGAGCCGACUUUCCAUAACAAGCGCGAUGUCCUCAAGGAUGGAGAAAGGUUGGGUACAUUGGACUCCAGAUCUCCGGGACAGUGCUUUUCUGGAAGCAGGAAGUAAGGCCAAUGAACAGCAGUUUAGUCUGACUGGAGCCUUCAAGGGCACGAUUGUGUCUGUGAAGAGGUUGCAUCAUCAGAAAAGGAUUGAGCUUACAAGAAAUGUUCUGAUCGAGCUCAAGCAGAUGCGGGAAACCCAGCAUGAAAAUAUUGCCAGGUUCGUCGGUGCCUGCAUAGAUGUGCCUAACAUCGCAAUACUCACGGAGUACUGCCCCAAAGGAAGCCUUCAGGAUGUGCUACAUAACGAUUCGCUCCGGUUGGAAUGGUUAUUUCGUUACUCACUCAUCAACGACAUUGUGAAGGGAAUGACGUACCUGCAUGGAACCGAAAUAGGCUCGCAUGGCCGUCUACGGAGCUCGAACUGUGUAGUGGACAGCCACUUCGUCCUCAAACUUACAGAUUUUGGACUACCUACUUUUAGAAAAGACGAGACAUACGUCCCCUACGUCAUCGAAGGUUCUCAAAAGUACUUGUGGAAAGCUCCCGAACUUCUGCGUUUAAAGCAUUGUUCACCAACGGGGACCCAGAAAGGAGAUGUUUACAGCUUCGGAAUAAUUCUUCAGGAAAUAAUUCUCCGAGAAGACGCAUUUUAUCCCCAUUGCGACCACCUAGAAACCUCUGAUAUCGUGGCUCGUGUGAUAACACCAGAGGAUCCUCCUUUCCGGCCUGUGGUGGAUCGAGAUGCGUGCAUCAGCGAGUUGCACCAGCUCAUGACGCGCUGCUGGGCCGAGGACCCCGACGAGCGACCCACAUUCAACCACAUCAAGGUCAUGAUGAGGGUCAUCAACAGAGGAUACCAUGGAGAAGUCAACAUAAUGGACAACAUCAUGGCUCGCAUGGAGCAAUACGCCAAUGAGCUGGAGGUUCUUGUGGAGCAGAGAACGGCUGCAUUUUUGGAAGAAAAGCGCAAGUCAGAAGAGUUACUCUACCAAGUCCUCCCUAGGUCGGUUGCAGAGCAACUGAAGCGUGGAAACGCAGUAAUUCCGGAGUUGUAUGAUAGUGUGACGAUAUACUUCAGUGACAUCGUCGGAUUUACCUCCAUGUGUUCCUCCAGCACUCCAAUUCAGGUUGUAGACUUUUUGAACGAUCUGUACACGUGCUUCGAUGCCGUGAUAAGCGACUUUGACGUCUAUAAGGUAGAAACCAUAGGGGACGCUUACAUGGUUGUGUCUGGGCUUCCAGAUCGGAAUGGUCACAACCAUGCUAGAGAGGUCGCCCGCAUGGCGCUCAGCCUGCUCAGGGCGGUGCGAAACUUUCGAAUCAGACACAGGCCUGACGACACGCUCAAGCUCCGGAUAGGCAUGCAUACAGGACCCUGUUGCGCUGGUGUAGUUGGUCAAAAGAUGCCUCGUUACUGCCUCUUCGGUGACACAGUCAACACCGCUUCAAGAAUGGAGUCAAACGGCGAGCCACUACGAAUUCAUGUCAGUCCAGAUACGAAGGCCGUUUUGGAACGAUUCGGGACGUUCCACUUGCAACCUCGUGGUGGUAUCGAUAUCAAGGGGAAGGGCCUAAUGCACACGUUCUGGCUUUUGGGAGAGCACUCCAAGGAUGUCCUGUUACAUGAUGGCAUAAAGAAAGUAAUGAUAUAGUGAAGUUGCAGGAACCUAUCUCCUAGAUCACCAUUGAUCACAAGACACAGUGGAAUGCAAAAAGUUUUGGGUUUUCUUCUUUUUUAGUGGAAACAAGCCAAUAAAUCUUACCGA
Messenger RNA from Ixodes scapularis (black-legged tick), 3435 nucleotides. Its product is annotated as atrial natriuretic peptide receptor 1. Gene Ontology annotation, biological process: intracellular signal transduction; receptor guanylyl cyclase signaling pathway; cGMP biosynthetic process. Gene Ontology annotation, molecular function: peptide receptor activity; guanylate cyclase activity; protein kinase activity. Gene Ontology annotation, cellular component: membrane. The transcript has 23 exons. NCBI's taxonomy places the organism in Eukaryota, Metazoa, Arthropoda, Arachnida, Ixodida, Ixodidae. The coding region runs from base 91 to 3321 and encodes 1076 amino acids. The record is from RefSeq and is a predicted model, not a curated record.